Clarias gariepinus (North African catfish) is the source of this 1470-nucleotide messenger RNA. RefSeq names its product N-acetyltransferase 14 (GCN5-related, putative) (gene nat14). The transcript has 3 exons. Lineage: Eukaryota; Metazoa; Chordata; Actinopteri; Siluriformes; Clariidae. The coding region runs from base 285 to 1154 and encodes 289 amino acids. Gene Ontology annotation, molecular function: N-acetyltransferase activity. The record is from RefSeq and is a predicted model, not a curated record.
AUACAUACAGAAUGACAAUUUGAGAAUACCGUAACGGGAGGUGGGUGCUGAUCCACAGCCCUAGUAGAUGACCCCUAGGCUCGUGAAAGGUCACGCUGCUGAUUCGGUAUGAUGCGCCUGCUGCGUUUACGCUACUUUGGGAUUCACGAAAGCAGAUACGCCGAAAGCGCGCUUAGCGUAUAGCGGUACCACCAGCGCAGUUACAGCUUGUAAACACUAUGCAGGCUUGUAUGAAAACUGAUUUCUGAGGACCCGGCUUUAAAUCACCGUAAAGAUUGAAUAAGAUGGCGCACUUAGACCUGGGGGAUGUAGGGCUCCGGCGGAUGAAAGAGGAGGAUAUUGAGGCUGUAAAAGCUCUCAUCAAGCAAGGAUGUGAAGGGAUGGAGAACCGGCUUAUCCUGCACCUCAUUACUAGACCAUUAGCAGUCCUUCUGCUCGCCACAGUCUCUUCUGUGCUCCGCUUUGUAGUGCACUCCUUUAUGCUAGCCUUGUUUAUCCCUGUUUUCCUUCUCAUCAUAUACCUCAAGCUCACCAUCCCGCGGUCCAUGGGUAUCCUGGGCUCCAGCAGGCCCUACUGGGACUACCUGGGCAGCAGCUACCAUGCUAGUUCCCAACCAGACAUACUAAACCCACAUGCUGCCAAAGCCAAGCUUAUGACUGACCAAGAGAAAGCCAAACGUCGCAAAAAAGGUAAAGAGAAGUUUAAAAGCAAAGAGGUGGAAAAAGGAAAGGCUGAAGACAGAGAGAUGGUGGAUGAAGAUGAUUUAAAGGAACGGGCCCGUAUUGCAGGGGAAGUUUGGGUCGCAGACAGGGAUGGUGAAGUGCUUGGAUGCGUCGCACGAGAUGGCUGGAGUCGGCAUGGCGUGUACCGUAUCUGUAGGCUGGUAGUGCAGAGCUGGUACCGUAGAGAAGGGCUCGGCAGGCUCCUAGUCCAGAGCAUGGAGUCCAGAGCCAAGCAGUGUGGAGUGCACAGGGUCUAUGCUCACGUGCCCUUCCCUUCUAAACUAGGAGAGGCUUUCUUCAGAAAACUGGGCUACCGACUCCAGGGAGAGACUUCUGGGGUGGAAGGUGAGGAGGAGGAGGAGGAUUAUGAGGAGCCAGGAAAAGGCUGGUUGGGCUUUCCAGUGACAAAGGUGUUCGUUAAAGAGCUAUAGCAGUGAGCGGGCAUAUCUUUUCUAACUACAUUUUGAACUUAUGAAGUAGUUAUGUAAUUUGUGACAUUACAGAUUACUAAAUUUCUGUAAAAUCACUACAAUGAGUAAAAUGACACAAUUUCUUAAUUUAAAAUGUCUAUUAUUACUGUUUAUUUGUUGUGUGACAUUUUUUUCUUUGCUUAUUUUUGUCUUUAUUUAUUAAUUUCAUUGCAUUUUAUUUAUGUUGCUGCACUGUAACAGACUAGUACUGAACUGCCAUGUUUUUUUUGUCUGUGAAAAAAAAGAUUUAAAUAAAUUUUCUCUGAGAUUGGUUUUA